CCUAGCACCCUUGUCCCCUUUUUUCAAAGAAAAAAAAAGAAGCCAUGUGGGAAGAGAGUACUUUGCUCGCUAGACGGCAUUCCUUCUUAAGCUAGACCGGUUAUAUCCGCCUUGUGAAAACUCAUACGACAGAGGUAGCCAGCUAUAAGCUCCUUGGUCAUUUGAGAGUAGUGGAAGCAUUACUCCAACCUUCUCCAACUCGGGAGCCGUAUACUUCGCAGUGUAUUUUCCCGACAGCGAUAACGGCCCCAAGUAAACUGCCAAGUAAAAUACCUAAGUGAUAGACACCCAUCCCCUCUCUUGUAAGACAUCAAGCCGCCCAGUCUAAAAAGACCAGGAAAGGCGUUGUGAAUAGCAAUUCCUCAAGAGAUACCUACCAUACUUCGUGCUUGUCUAGCGGAUCGUCGCUGAACUCAUCCACUUACAGCCCAAAUCUCCCGUCUCAAACUGUAACUUCCGCGCACUAAAGAUUACGGGACCUAUCGUUUAAAGCACCUUUCCGGAAGCACCCAUCCAUAAUGGCCGACGUAACCGCUCCCCCCCGCCCGCCGCGGAAAAAGUACGCCAUCGUAGGCACCGGCGGCCGGGCGAUAUUCUUCUACACGGCGAUCGCGCGGGACUACGCGCAGACGUCGCGCAUCGUGGGGAUCUGCGACACAAACCAGACGCGGAUGGACUUCGCGAACGCGCGGCUCGCGGCGCUGGGCCACGGCGCGGUGCCGUCGUUCCGGGCCGCCGACUUCGAGCGCAUGGUGCGGGAGACGCGGCCGGACGAGGUCGUCGUGACGACGAUCGACCGGACGCACGACGCGUACAUCGCGCGGGCGCUGGACCUGGGCUGCGACGUAGUCACGGAGAAGCCGAUGACGAUCGACGCGGCGCGGUGCCGCGCCAUCUUUGACGCCGUCGGGCGCAACCCGGGCCGCCGGGUGCGCGUGACAUUCAACUACCGGUACGCGCCGCACAACACCAAGGUGUACGAGCUGCUGCGGUCCGGGGCCGUCGGGGCCGUGACCAGCGUGCACUUCGAGUGGAUGCUCAACACGGCGCACGGCGCGGACUACUUCCGGCGGUGGCACCGGGACAAGCGCAACAGCGGGGGGCUGCUGGUGCACAAGAGCACGCACCACUUCGACCUGGUGAACUUCUGGCUGCGCACGCGGCCGCAGACCGUGUACGCCCAGGGCGACCUCAAGUUCUACGGGCGCGAGAACGCCGAGGCGCGGGGGGUCCCGCCCGCGGAUUUCUACGCGCGCGCGCGCGGGAGCGCCAGCGCGAGGCGGGACCCCUUUGCGCUGCACCUCGAAGAUCACCCCCAGCUCAAGGCCAUGUAUCUCGACGCCGAGCACGAGGACGCGUAUUACAGGGACCAGAGCGUGUUCAGCGAUGGCAUUAGCAUCGAGGACACGAUGAACCUGCUGGUGCGGUACCGCAACGGCGCUGUGAUGACGUACUCGCUGACGGCGUACGCGCCGUGGGAAGGGUUCCGGGUGAGUUUCAACGGGACGGGAGGGCGGCUGGAGAUGGAGGUUGUUGAGAACAGUUAUGUGAACUCGGGCGGCGAUCAGGCGGCGGAAGGGUCGCUAGAGAAGCGCACAAUUACUCUGCGCAAAUUAUUCGAGAAGCCACAAGAGAUUGAGAUCGAAGAUGGUGUUGGUGCUCACGGCGGUGGCGACACCGUGCUGCUUAACGAUCUAUUUGGCGAACCCACGACAGAUGAGUACAUGCGGGCCGCGAGUCACGUCGAUGGCGCCUUGUCCAUUUUAACUGGUAUCGCUGCCAACAGGUCCAUCGCUACAGGCCAGGUCGUCAACGUCGACGAUGUGCUAAAGAUACCGUGAAGGAACAGCUAUACCUGGGUAUCCAAUUAGUAGCAUACGUCCAUAUAAAUGUCUCAGGAUUUAUAGGUAACUCAUAGAAUGUGAUUAAUUAAAUGGUGACCAUGAAAAGAAAAUUGGUAAUGGUUUGGGGGCUAUUAGAAUACUGUUAAUUACGUACUUCGAAUGCUAAGAGACAUAUGUGCCCAAAGGUCCUUUACAUGGGUAUCAAAACCGGUACUCCCCUUGCGCCUGUUUUCCGCCGUCCUAGAAUGCAAGCGUGGUACAAAAGGAAAUGUUGUUAAAUAUUAGAUACCAGCAAACGUAGUCCCGAUGUAAUCCGCACCGCACACGGCCGCUUUUUCUUCUUCGUUUAGGCUAACGCCCCAUUGUCUCAGCUGCUCCAGGGUAGCGUUAGAU
This is a messenger RNA of Daldinia caldariorum, 2237 nucleotides long. RefSeq names its product NAD(P)-binding protein. Gene Ontology annotation, molecular function: nucleotide binding. The transcript has a single exon. Lineage: Eukaryota; Fungi; Ascomycota; Sordariomycetes; Xylariales; Hypoxylaceae. The record is from RefSeq and is a predicted model, not a curated record. The coding region runs from base 519 to 1841 and encodes 440 amino acids.